GUUUUGACAGCUAAACGAAAAAUUAUACAAAUGUCAACAAAUCAAUUUUUUUUUAUUACUGAAAAUUAGUGAAAAUAUUGGCUGUUUUAAUAAAUUCUACAAAAACUAAAUGGUUUUUCAACAAAUAAAAGUGCUCAUAUUGAGCAUAGUGGGUUUAUUGCGUCGAGCAUUAUGUUGUUUUUCUCGCAAACGCAAGCCAAGUUAUUCGGAACCCAUGACCAAUGUUGUGGUACAAUCAAAUUUGUCGUCGUCGCCAAGAAUCACAAAAUCAAUGGCCACUGAAAGAGACUGGAACUCUUGGGAUGAUAGUCCACGCACAGUUGAAGAACAUAUUGAACAAUACCGUCAACAAAUUGCCAAACCUCCUACACCGCAAACUGAGGAAAAAGAACCAGAUUUCUUUAAAGAAUUAACCCCCGUUAUAAAACCUCAACUAAAGUAUUACUUGGGGGAUGAUACCCAAACAAAUACAAAUUUCUCACGUCUGGAGGCCAAAACCGAUGUGCCCAUUACACUAAAUGCUGAAUUAGAGGACUGGGUUGAUGAAAAUUCGGGUGAUUGGGAGGAAAUGGAUACGGAACAGGCCAAACAAUUGAUACGUGAAAAACGUCGUGAAAUGCGUAAUAUGCGACAAAAAGCUUCUAACAAAUCACCUCAAAUGACAAAUCAUUUACAGACCAGUGGUUUUUAUAAUACCGAAGUUACCUCCUAGUAUUGGUAUAAUUUUUAGUUAAGUUUUAUUGUUUUUUUUUUUUAUACUUUUUGCAUAUUUUAUUAUAAUUAUUAUAAUAUUACAUAUUAUAUUUGUUUUGCGGCAAUGUGCUAAAGUUUAUAAAAUACGUAUGUAUUUUGAUUUCAUUUCUUUAUACAAUUUAUUACUUUUGUUAUUUUAUGUACAGAAAAUUAAGGAAUUUAAUUAAUUUAAAUAGUAGCAAAAAUGGAUUUGAUAUAAGUUCCAAAAUAAAUUAUGUAUUAGAAAAAAAAA
Lucilia sericata (common green bottle fly) is the source of this 985-nucleotide messenger RNA. RefSeq lists its product as uncharacterized. Bases 110 to 712 code for a protein of 200 amino acids. The transcript is spliced from 4 exons. Gene Ontology annotation, cellular component: secretory granule. Lineage: Eukaryota; Metazoa; Arthropoda; Insecta; Diptera; Calliphoridae. The record is from RefSeq and is a predicted model, not a curated record.